Messenger RNA from Arabidopsis thaliana (thale cress), 2016 nucleotides. RefSeq names its product terpene synthase 10 (gene TPS10). The transcript is spliced from 7 exons. Gene Ontology annotation, molecular function: tricyclene synthase activity; (E)-beta-ocimene synthase activity; lyase activity. The record is from RefSeq and is marked reviewed. Gene Ontology annotation, biological process: diterpenoid biosynthetic process; terpenoid biosynthetic process. Bases 45 to 1820 code for a protein of 591 amino acids. Gene Ontology annotation, cellular component: chloroplast stroma. Lineage: Eukaryota; Viridiplantae; Streptophyta; Magnoliopsida; Brassicales; Brassicaceae.
ACACCUGAAGAGUUACGUAUAGCAUAAUAAUACAUUUAUUCAAUAUGGCCACUCUCCUGCAAAUAGGUUCAGGUGUGAUUUAUAGUAAUGCCCUUAGGAAGACGCUUCGACGUCCUCAGUCUUCUACAUGCAUCAUAGUGACCGAAACCACACCAUGUAAUAAGUCUCCCACAGUUCAGCGUCGUUCUGCGAACUAUCAGCCUUCUCGUUGGGACCAUCACCAUCUCCUCUCGGUCGAAAAUAAAUUUGCGAAAGAUAAAAGGGUACGAGAGAGAGAUUUGUUGAAGGAAAAAGUGAGAAAGAUGCUCAAUGAUGAGCAAAAGACUUAUCUUGACCAAUUGGAGUUCAUUGACGAUCUACAAAAACUCGGGGUUUCUUAUCAUUUUGAAGCGGAAAUCGACAACAUUUUAACAUCUUCUUAUAAAAAAGAUAGAACAAACAUCCAGGAGAGUGACCUACAUGCCACCGCACUCGAGUUCCGACUUUUCAGGCAACAUGGUUUCAAUGUUUCAGAAGAUGUAUUCGAUGUUUUCAUGGAAAAUUGUGGGAAGUUUGACCGUGAUGAUAUAUAUGGUUUAAUAUCUCUUUACGAAGCAUCAUAUCUUUCGACAAAAUUGGAUAAAAACCUGCAAAUAUUCAUCAGACCUUUUGCUACACAACAACUCAGAGACUUUGUUGAUACUCAUAGUAAUGAAGAUUUUGGGUCGUGUGACAUGGUGGAAAUUGUGGUCCAAGCGUUGGAUAUGCCCUACUAUUGGCAAAUGAGAAGGCUAUCCACCAGAUGGUACAUAGAUGUGUAUGGAAAAAGACAAAAUUAUAAGAACCUUGUCGUCGUUGAAUUUGCCAAGAUUGAUUUCAACAUCGUACAAGCUAUUCAUCAAGAGGAACUCAAAAACGUUUCCAGCUGGUGGAUGGAGACAGGUUUAGGUAAGCAACUCUACUUUGCAAGAGACAGAAUAGUGGAGAAUUAUUUCUGGACGAUUGGACAAAUCCAAGAGCCUCAAUACGGAUACGUUCGACAAACAAUGACGAAAAUAAAUGCACUCCUUACUACAAUUGAUGAUAUCUACGAUAUCUAUGGCACUCUUGAAGAACUUCAGCUUUUCACUGUCGCGUUUGAAAACUGGGAUAUAAAUCGUCUUGAUGAACUCCCCGAGUACAUGAGGUUGUGUUUUCUUGUUAUAUACAAUGAAGUCAAUAGCAUUGCAUGUGAGAUUCUCAGAACUAAAAAUAUCAACGUGAUCCCAUUCCUCAAAAAAUCUUGGACAGAUGUAUCCAAAGCGUAUUUAGUAGAAGCAAAGUGGUACAAAAGUGGUCACAAACCAAAUUUGGAAGAGUACAUGCAAAAUGCUCGGAUUUCAAUCUCGUCCCCAACGAUAUUUGUUCACUUCUACUGCGUAUUCUCCGACCAGCUCUCUAUUCAGGUCUUGGAGACUUUGUCCCAACACCAACAAAACGUCGUCCGAUGCUCCUCCUCAGUGUUCCGUCUAGCCAACGACCUUGUAACCUCACCGGAUGAAUUGGCGAGAGGAGACGUCUGCAAAUCCAUCCAAUGUUACAUGAGUGAAACUGGAGCAUCAGAGGAUAAGGCGCGUUCGCAUGUUCGACAGAUGAUCAAUGACUUGUGGGAUGAAAUGAAUUAUGAGAAAAUGGCACAUAGCUCUUCGAUACUCCAUCAUGAUUUUAUGGAAACAGUGAUAAAUUUGGCACGCAUGUCUCAAUGCAUGUAUCAAUAUGGCGAUGGCCAUGGCUCUCCCGAAAAAGCCAAAAUCGUUGAUCGUGUCAUGUCCUUACUCUUCAAUCCGAUUCCUUUAGAUUGAACUUCAUAUUGAUUACAUUAAAUAUCAUAUGGUUUUUUGAAUUCUAGGACAUAGGGUUCCAUGAAACUAUAUAUAUUUGGUGUAAUUUUAUAACAAAAUAAUAUAUAUUAUAUGUUUAUGAAACAUCAACAUUACAACUUUAACAAGAGCUGGUAUAUAUGCAUGAACAAAUAAUUUCAGGUAAUAACUUUUAAUA